UGCAGAAUAUUCCUUUGAGGUUUUUUUUGGCACGUUGACACACAAACAGCCACCCUGUAGAGCUGCACAUGUACCCAGAAAAUGUGUGAGAGAGCAUAUGAGAUGUGGGUGUACAUGAGCCACGUCGGUGUGAAUGGAGGAGGUGGUGAUGGUGUAAUUCACUGCAUAAAGCUGAAAAGAGUUUCGUAAUUCUGGGCUCAAUGCACCUGACUUUGAGGGCUUGCGGCCAGGGCUGUGACUCAGUGCAUCUACAUCACAAAGCAGCACUUUGCAGGUCAGAGGCUUGUACUUUUUGUGCUGGUGCAUUUGCAUGUGUGUGUACAUAGAGCUGGAGUAGGGCGCCCUUUUGUCUUAUUUCCACAUCACCAUUCCACAAAGUGAUCAAUCAGACUUCUAGACAUCAAUCAAUAUCAAUAAUAUCAACCCUUUCUUGUGUCCAGAUGCUGUAUAUUCAGAUUAUGUCUUAAUAGCUGAGAUUGUUAGAAUGUGUCUGAAACUUGUAAUUGAUUUGUGAUCAGAUCAGUGAUCUUGGCCACACAGCUAGUGAACAGUAUUGCAGUAAUUAUUGAAUACCUACUUUAAAACCUUGUCUGAGUUGUUUGUCAUAUAAGUCAAUUAUUGAUUGAUUGACAAGUGACUAGGUAGCACUUCAUCACAGUCAGUGACCCAUUUGAGGUGAUGAUAGACUAUUGACGCACAUGCUAUCUACUGUGUAUAUAUAGUCGCAUGCCAACGUCGGGGUGUUUUAAAUGCAUUCACACCACAGUAUAAAUAUAGCUGUCCUUUUGGAUUGGAUCACUCAAGACACAUAUUCAAUCAAUCAGCCAACUUUAUUUGUCACAUGAAAUUGAGGUACAAAUCUAGUUAUAUGUAAUCCCAUCAGCUCCUUCUACUUGUGCAUGAUUAAUCAUAAAGCAGAUUAUUAUUAUUUGUAAUUUUAUUGUUCCCAAUUACUGUAUCAGACACAUCCCUGAUUAAAACAAGCACCCUGAUAGUGCUGAUAAAGUGUCUUAAACAGAUGUUUUCCAGCAGAUGCCUGUUGUAAAUGUACUUGUUUGAGUCUUCACACUCUUCACACUGUUCACACUUCACUUCACACUUCACACAGCUGGUUCUAAUUUAUUUCCUGGAACAAUGGUUGCUACUUUUAAUUGGCUUGUGAGUGCUUAAGAUACUUGACACCCUUUGCCUUUGAGUGAACAAAGGAGGGAUUUUGACAAAAUGUUGUCUUACAAGUAUAUAUUUUAGCAAUGGUAGCGGUUAAGACAAUAAUGUUGCAGAGGAUAAAUUUGAUUUGAACUUUGAAUCCCUAAUGACUAGCAUGACUACUACAAAAGUUUAUUGACUGCAGAUUAUUUGCAUAAAAAUGUACAGUUAAUGUUCCCAUGUGUCCCAACAUUGUUAAUGGUGUUUGUAAGGACAUAUGUGUGAAUGCAGUGUGUGUGCACUGCCUGCAGAAGUAAACAGGUGUCACUCUGUCCAAACUGGUGUGUAUUUCAGGAGGGUUGAGGUGGGCCAGUUGGUUGCCAGGAAACAAAGUUUGGGUAUUACUCAUGUUACACAGGUCUCUGUGUCUCCUGUCUUUCUCUCUGUGUCCCAGCUAGGAGCCAUUUCUCUAUACUGUAUUGGCGCUCUGUGGCUGUCAGGAUGCAACAGUUGGUGUUGAAGGUCCUCUGCUCCACACUGCUGCUUCUAGCAGUGGUGCCCUCUGUGUACCCACAGUCAGAUUGUUCUCAAGCGGAGUCAUGUGACCUGUGCGUGGGCGAGUCCAUGCUCAACCUGACAGGCUGUGUCUGGAGGCUUUGUCCAGAUGGCAAUGAUACAGGCAUGUGUGUGACUGAUGGGGGCAACUCGGCAGACAACGGCAUGAACUGUAGCUGGACUAGGGUGUCUGAAUUAUGCACAGUUGUAGAGACUGUAGCUGAGGGAGGAGGUGAAGGUGACUCAGGUGAUGGAAGUAACACCAACUCCGAGUUCUCCCAGGCCAAGUUUGACAUGUCCAGUUUCAUCGGAGGCAUUAUACUGGUGCUGUGUGUGCAGGCAGGCGGCUUCUUCGCCAUGCGCUUCCUCAAAUCCAAAGAGCAGAGCAGCUAUGACCCCAUAGAGCAACCACAGUGAAGACAUGAUGUAUGAAGGACAAACAGGCGAGGAUUGAGGACAGCAGAGCAGUGACUCAUCGAGGUCUGACGACAGUGGGUUUUUUUUUCUGAGCCCCUGUCAUUUUUGGUUUUUUGUACCUCUAGGGGAUAGGUGUGUUUAUAGGAGGAUAUUUUUCUCAGAAUACCGCAUUGUGUAACGAGUGUCUGUGCACUGUGUUUGUAUAGUAUUUAUAUUCCAGAGACAUUUUGGCUGUUGGUAUUCCUACAAGCUGACAAAUGAGAAACAAAAAGGCUCUGAUUUUCCCAGCACUUUCAGCGAUUCAUCUUUGUGACCAAACCCACCAUACAUUUUCACCAAUGCUACGUGUUAAGUGUUUGUCCUACAAACAACAAGCAACUAGCUGUAUCAAAUCAGCUGUUUUAACUGUGUAAAUAGUACAGUGCGGUUAUGGGAAAGAGUAAUAUAAUCCCAAUGUAGACAGUAGGUCAGACAAGGUCAUAACAGGCAUUUAAAUAUCUUUCAAGAACCCUAAAAUAGACCAAAAAUGAGACUAUCUUGCCCAUCAUCUCAGAGGAUGUCUGUGUUUUUAAUGAGGAGCUGCAUAACUUUCUAGUGUUUUAUUGGAACCAACUAUUUAAAUAUGUAUGUAUGUUAUAUCUUUUUAUUUACUUGCAGUGAGUAAAAUGAUUUAGCUGGGGACCCUAAGGAGCCAUCUCAACAACUCCUGGAGGUCCCUAUAGACCCCACUUUUUGGAACAUAGAAAUUAAGCUUUAUAAUCUUAGCAAUAGUCAUUUAAACUUCAUGCCUACUUACAAUAUGGUUUUACCACCACUCCUCUGAUUUGUGUGUGUUUUUGUUUUGACUUGUCAAUAGCUCAGAGUCUUUUUUUAUAAAUUAAUUUUCAUUGAGGAGAUUUCUGUUUGACUGCUCAUAAUUAUAUUAUAUACAUAUCAGCUUUAACCCUUUAAUAACAGU
Molecule: messenger RNA, 3076 nt
Organism: Sander lucioperca (pikeperch)
Lineage: Eukaryota; Metazoa; Chordata; Actinopteri; Perciformes; Percidae
Gene: cd164l2
Product: CD164 sialomucin-like 2
Exons: 7
Coding region: 1648-2118 (156 amino acids)
Cellular component (GO): cytoplasmic vesicle
Source: RefSeq, a predicted model, not a curated record